AAACUCUUAGUUUGGUCUCCCCGCAGAGCCGUGUGGAUUUACUACAGAAAGCAGCUUUUAUUUGGGUCUGCUGAGCACAGCAGAUAAAGAAUACACACACACCAGGAAUCUAAACGCUCGCUCACCAUCUCUACUGUGUGGGUUUGAAUUUAAGGACCCUCUGCGUUUUUACUGAUUUUAUUUUCAUUUUUAACUCUUUGAAGAAGACACAAAGGAGGAUGGGUGCGCAGUUGUCUAAAGGUGAAGCUACAGUGGACGAAAAAGCUGUGGCUGAUAAAGCCAAUGGUCAGGAAAAUGGCCAUGUGAAAACCAAUGGUGACGCAUCUACCAAGCCAGAUGGAGAAGCUGUGGCAGCAGAUGGAAAUGGAACCACGGAGGUUGCCAAGGAGGAGGCUGCCAAGACGGAGGCGGGAGAUGGCAUCGAAGCUGCCCCUGCUACCGAAGGCGACACCACCAAAUCUGACGGCGAAGCUGCAAAGGAAACCAAGAAGAAGAAGAAAUUCUCACUGAAGAGCUCCUUCAAAUUCAAGGGCAUUUCCCUGAAGAAGAACAAGAAGGGAAGCGAGGAGGCAGCGGAGCCCACAGCUGAGCCAGCAGCUGAGCCAGCAGCUGAGCCCACAGCCACACCCACCACCGAAGACAAACCCGAGGAGAACGGCCAGGCUGCUACAGAGACCAAAGAGGAGGAGCCUGCUGCGGCAGAAACCAAUGAGACACCGGCACCUGAAGCGGAGGCGGAGCCCAAAGCAGAGGAGGAGCCCAAAGCAGAGGUGGAGGAGCCUAAAGCAGAAGAGCCCGCCCAGGAAACAGAAGCCACGCCCACAGAGGAGACCACAAAAUCUGACGAGACCCCGGCCCCUGCUGAAGAGACCACGCCCACCACAGCCUCAGACCCGGACCCGGAGCCAGCUGCAGAGUGACCUCACUUCACUGUGGCAACCUAGACUGUUUAUCUUUAUCCUUCUUUUCUUUUUGAGAUUGAAAUAUAUAAAUAUAUAUAUAAAUAUAUAUAAAUAUAUGAGACUUGAGCCACAAUCUUACAGCAAUACUACAGAGAAACCGAGCUCUUUCACCAUCUUUUCUGCUAACGGUUUGUCCUGUCCGGUGUCUGUGAGGCUCCGUGCUGCCGCACGUCUAGAGCGUUUUUUUGGGGAGAAUCGGGCCAGGAAUUGCUCUGUGUAUGGAUUGGAAAGACUGAUGGAAUUUCCGCCUCAGUGGAAGAGCUGCGGAUGGAAGAGUGUGGCUCCCUGUUCACAGUCUUUUCAGUCAUUUUUCUCUUUAAACAUCAUCUGAUCCUUGAUUUUUCAGGGCUGAUGAGUGAAAUGACAAAUUGUUCUCUAAGGAGAUGGUUACAGGACAAUGUAAAACUACAAAAAAAUUUAAAUAAAUAAAAAUCUUUUUUAAGUGUUUGAAUAGCUCUACAUUCCAAUUUUUAGUCCUGAAAACUGUAGGGUGUCAGAAGAACUGGCGAGUGAAUAGGUUUUAGUCUAAGUCUGUUUUUAAUGAUGUUUUAAUCAGAUCCAGAUACACAUUUCAAAGUUUACGACAAAGGGGAAUUAAACCACUGCUUUUAUCAAAUAUAUAUUUUUUGUUCUGUUAAGUCUCUGUACAUACAUUUUCUGACUCUUUAUUUUGCUAACAUUCCCAGGUGUUAAUAAGAUGUUGUACAAUUAGGCCAAAUAAAUGUCUGACCCCC
Carassius carassius (crucian carp) is the source of this 1696-nucleotide messenger RNA. RefSeq names its product MARCKS-related protein 1-A-like. The record is from RefSeq and is a predicted model, not a curated record. Gene Ontology annotation, molecular function: calmodulin binding; actin filament binding. Gene Ontology annotation, biological process: central nervous system development; actin filament organization. The transcript has 2 exons. Lineage: Eukaryota; Metazoa; Chordata; Actinopteri; Cypriniformes; Cyprinidae. Gene Ontology annotation, cellular component: cytoplasm; plasma membrane. The coding region runs from base 219 to 920 and encodes 233 amino acids.